Messenger RNA from Closterium sp. Yama58-4, 1239 nucleotides. The record is from the annotation of a GenBank genome assembly. Lineage: Eukaryota; Viridiplantae; Streptophyta; Zygnematophyceae; Desmidiales; Closteriaceae.
AUGGCGGGCGCGGAAGGUGCGGAGCUGAUCACUGGUUCCAAGGACAUUCUGGCGGCGGCGUCGCGGUACUUCAAAAAUAUCUUCGGGAAGGACCGUCGGGCCGAGGGUGCGGAGUGGAGCUUUAACCCGGCUCGCCGCCUGGAUGGGAGUGUGGCCGAAGUAUUAGUAGCAGACUGGACGGAACAGGAGGUUAAAAAAGCGUUUGCGGCGAUGGCGAGGAACAAGUCCCCUGGUAGUGAUGGCCUGCCGAAGGAGCUGUUUGAGACGCACUGGGACCUGCUGGGGGAAAGUUUCAUGACCAUGGCGAAGAGCUUUCAGAACAGUGCUUCUUUGCCAGCAGAGCUUAAGGAGGCUGUGACGAUUCUGCUGCACAAGAAGGGUGAUAAGGAGCAGCUUGAUAACUAUCGCCCAAUCACGCUACUGAACUUCACUUACAAAGUCUUGGCUCGGGUGGUGGCGGAUCGGAUGAAAUCGGUGCUGCACAUGGUCAUUUCCCCGGAGCAGUACGGCUUCAUUCCCGGUCGCCGCCUGUCGGAUGCGGUUGCGCUGGUGGCAGACAUCAUUGAAGGCGCGAAAAACGGGAUCGAGGACUGGUGUCUGCUUCUGGUGGAUUUCGAGAAAGCAUUCGACUCGGUCUCGAGGGAGUUUCUCUUCGAUGUGUUGGAGAGGAUGGGUUUCCCGGAGCGGCUUGUUAGUUGGGUGAAGGGCCUGCACGAGGGAACGACAACAAAAUUGCUGAUUAAUGGUUGGCUCGGGGAAGGUGUUGACGUGGUUUCAAGAGUUCGGCAGGGAUGUCCCCUGGCGCCGUACCUGUUUCUAUGUGCGGUGGAGCCGUUGGCUCAGGAGGUGGAGAGGCGGGAGCUCGGACUGAAGAAGGAAGGGCACCGGCUCGGGUACCUCGGAUACGCGGACGAUACAACUCUUGUACUGCAAGGAAGGGAGCAGAUUGGUCAGGCAGAGGAAAUAUUAAGUCGUUUCGAAAAGGCGUCGGGACUGGCAACGAACAAAUCGAAAUCGGUGGUUUUACCUCUGGGCACGAAUAUUGGGGCGACUGAUGAUGGGGCCGGUGGUUUCAAAUGGGCCAAGGCGGACGAGGCAGAGCGACUUCUGGGUGUGUGGGUGACGCCGUCUGGGGAAUGGCCUGCCGACUUGGGAGAAGACGUGGAGCCGGAUAGCAGAGAAGUUAACCAAGUGGCAGCUCAAAUACCUGACAAUCACUGCAAGGGCGACAGUUGUUAA